GGUAAACAGAUGCUGAACUUUCUCCUGCCGCCCGGCGACGUUUAAGUGCUUAAAACGCAGUAAAACAUGAUCUGAAACAUCGGAUUACCGAGCGGAUAUGCGAGUCGUCGUUAUCCGAUGAGGAUGAUCUGAAGUCACCAUGGAGGUCAGUGUGCCGUUUCCUUGACGACGGUGCUGCAGUUGACGGUAGACCGCAGACACGCCUGCUGUUCCCGUCCUCUGAUUGGUGGAAGGCGCCUGUCCGCCAAAAUGCAGCUGAACUACCAAAAGCUGCCGGCUCAGCUGAGGGGCAGCUCGAAGCUGAAGAAGCUGACGGCGAUUCUGCUCACCGCCUACGCCGUUAAGAAACUGUCACCGUACGCCUGGAGGAGGAUACAGGCAGCUGCAGGAUGUAAACAGGUGGGCGGGGCUAAACGUCCAGGGGAGGUGGCCAACAGCUCCUCCUCAAACUCAGUGGAUGACGGCAGAGGGAAAAAGAAGAAGAGCAACAGCAGGUCUCCAGCAGUGAACAGAGACUUUGCCCUAAGAUUGUCUCGUCUUCUGAAGCUCUUGUUUCCACGGUUACUGUGUCCGGAGAUCGCUCUGCUCGUCCUGCACUCUCUCACUCUGAUGUCCCGCACCUUCCUGUCCAUCUACGUGGCGUCUCUGGACGGUAUGAUCGUGAAGUGCAUCGUUCAGAAGGACCCUCAGGCCUUCGUGCUGCAGUUGUCCAAGUGGCUGCUGGUCGCCGUUCCCGCCACCUUCAUCAACAGCGCCAUCAGGUUCCUGGAAGGUCAGCUGACCCUCAGCUUCAGGACCCGAUUGGUCAACCAUGCCUACCAGCUUUACUUCACCAACCAGACUUACUACCGCGUCACAAACAUGGACAGCCGUCUGUCCAACCCCGACCAGUCUCUGACCGAGGACAUCGUCAUGUUCUCCGCCUCCAUCGCUCACCUCUACUCCAACCUCACCAAGCCCAUCCUGGACGUGGUGGUCACCUGCUACACCCUGCUGCGCACCGCCCAUUCCAAAGGAGCCAACACCACCUGGCCCUCCGUCAUUGCUGGUCUGGUGGUGGCGCUCACCGCCAAAGUGCUGCGUUCAUGUUCGCCUCGAUUCGGGAAGCUGGUGGCCGAGGAGGCGCGGCGCAAAGGAGACCUGAGGUACAUGCACUCCAGGAUCAUCGCCAACUCUGAGGAGAUCGCCUUCUACGGAGGACACAAGGUGGAGAUGGCCCAGCUACAGAGGAGCUACAUGUCUCUGUCGUCUCAGAUCCAUCAGAUCCUGCUGAAGCGCCUCUGGUACGUGAUGCUGGAGCAGUUCCUCAUGAAGUACGUAUGGAGCGCCUCCGGCCUGGUGAUGGUCGCCGUGCCCAUCAUCACCGCCACAGGAUACUCCAAAUAUGACUCUGAGGAGGUGAAACAGGCUGCCAUGGUGAUGAAGGAGGAGGAGCUGGUGAGUGAGAGGACGCAGGCCUUCACCACAGCCAGGAACCUCCUCAACGCUGGAGCAGACGCCGUGGAGAGGAUCAUGAGCUCCUACAAGGAGGUAACAGAGCUGGCAGGUUACACUUCUCGGGUCUCUGAGAUGCUGGAUGUGUUUGAAGACGUGAAGGACGGAAUCUACCGGCGUUCUGCAGACCGAGAGGCGGAGGAGUCAGCAGGAGGAAGAGGAGGAGCAGGAGAAGCAGUAGUUCAACAUGGUCAGAGAGUCUGUGGUCGUCUGGAGAUCAGAGGUCAGGUGAUCAGUGUGGAAAAGGGGAUUCGCUGCGAGAACCUGCCAAUCAUCACACCAACUGGAGACGUGGUGGUGUCCAGCCUCAACAUCCAGGUGGAUGAUGGGAUGAAUGUGCUGAUCACCGGUCCAAACGGCUGUGGGAAGAGCUCUCUGUUCAGGAUCCUCAGUGGAUUGUGGCCCGUCUAUGGUGGAACCCUGUACCGACCAGAACCAGAACACAUGUUCUACAUCCCACAGAGGCCCUACAUGUCCGAGGGGACCCUGAGGGAUCAGGUGAUCUACCCGGACUCUGUGGAGGACAUGGAGCAGAGAGGACUCACAGAUUCAGACCUGGAGGAGAUGUUGAGGACGGUUCACCUGCUCUACAUCCUGGACAGAGAAGGAGGUUGGGAGGCCGUCAGCGACUGGAAGGACGUUCUGUCUGGAGGAGAGAAGCAGAGGAUGGGGAUGGCUCGCAUGUUUUACCAUCGUCCCAGGUACGCUCUGCUGGACGAGUGCACCAGUGCAGUCAGUAUCGACGUGGAGGGAAACAUCUUCCAGGCCGCUAAGGAUGCUGGGAUAGCACUGCUGUCAAUCACACACAGACCCUCACUAUGGAAGUACCACUCUCACCUGCUGCAGUUCGAUGGAGAGGGGGGGUGGCGUUUCGUGCCUCUGGAUGCCUCCACCCGUCUGUCUCUGCAGGAGGAGAAACAGCGUUUGGAGAGUCAACUCUCUGGGAUUCCUAAGAUGCAGCAGCGUUUGGCGGAGCUGUGUGUCCUCCUGGGGGAGAGGGAGGGGGAGGACGGCGGUGGAGGAGAGGGGGAUGAAGAGGAGGAGGAGGAGGAGGAGGAGGAGGAGGAGGAGUGACGGACUGAUAAAGAAGAGUGUGACUCUCCUGAGUUUUAACUUCUGAUGGAAGAAAUCUGCUCGGAUUUUACCGGUUACCAUGGAGAUGCACUGUUUAAACCUCGGUUGGAUUUUAUCUGUAAAACUGUGAAGAUGUUUUUUUAGGUUUUAUAUGUGACAUCACCGUCAGAUCCGACUCGUGAGGCUCCGCAGGAAAAGGCAGAAAACUGAGGCAGAGACGAGGAGCGUGGACAGAGAUAAGGUCACAGCGGGUUUGAAAACACCGUUCAGUUUGGAAAAGUUCAAACACAAACACAGAUUCAUUAAGGCUGGAGUUGAACCUGCAGGAAUCAGCUGAUCAGUCUGUUUGGACGGACCUC
Molecule: messenger RNA, 2927 nt
Organism: Sphaeramia orbicularis (orbiculate cardinalfish)
Lineage: Eukaryota; Metazoa; Chordata; Actinopteri; Kurtiformes; Apogonidae
Product: ATP-binding cassette sub-family D member 1-like
Biological process (GO): peroxisome organization; long-chain fatty acid import into peroxisome; fatty acid beta-oxidation
Cellular component (GO): peroxisomal membrane
Molecular function (GO): long-chain fatty acid transmembrane transporter activity; ATP hydrolysis activity; ATP binding
Source: RefSeq, a predicted model, not a curated record